Messenger RNA from Trichoplusia ni (cabbage looper), 774 nucleotides. RefSeq names its product lipopolysaccharide-induced tumor necrosis factor-alpha factor homolog. The record is from RefSeq and is a predicted model, not a curated record. Gene Ontology annotation, molecular function: zinc ion binding. Bases 199 to 606 code for a protein of 135 amino acids. Lineage: Eukaryota; Metazoa; Arthropoda; Insecta; Lepidoptera; Noctuidae. The transcript is spliced from 2 exons.
CAACCUGUGUCUGUUUGGUAAGUAGUAAAAAUGAAGCAAUGGAAAUUAGAACCAACUAUCUCUAUCUGUUAGUUCUGAAAUAUCUUAGGUGAUAAGAUAGCAGCAUUUACUAAUGAUAACAACGUAAAUUUUCGACGUCAAUCGCAAUCAAUAUGGUAUUAUACGAAGCACAAUAUCGUUUAUUAGUAUUUCCAUAACAUGGAUACCAAUAAUGGCGUAAAUCCGACUGAAAGUGUUCCGAGUUCAGCAGUGCUAUCCAUACAGUCGGAAACAGUGACGUUCCACAGAGAACCGCCGCCGCCGUACGACUCUCUGGACGGAACAGUGACGACCCAACCAAUAGUUCAGACCAUAAUCAUCCAGCCGACUCUUAAGAAUGAACCCAUGUACUAUAUCUGCCACAAAUGCGAAGAAAGGGUGCUCACUAAAGUGAAGUAUGAAAGCACGAAGAAGACACACAUGCUAGCCGGUUUUGUUUUCGGAUUUACACUUUGGUGCUCACUGUGCUGCCUAGCCGCAAUACCUUAUCUGAUGAAAACAUUCAAGAAAGCGCAUCAUUAUUGUCCGAAUUGCGAUUCGUACUUGGGUGCUUAUUCUAAAAUAUAACAAAUCCUAUUAUUAUUCCCUAAUAUGGUCUCAAUAGUUUGAUACUCAUCAACAUCGGUGCCCCAUUUUUUUAAUUGUAUGUUGUUGGAUGGUAAGUUGAAGUGUUGAGCCUUGACAAUCUUCGCUCAGAAUUACAUUUUCAUAAAAUAAAUGCUUUUCCCAACUAGA